This is a messenger RNA of Entrophospora candida, 2772 nucleotides long. Lineage: Eukaryota; Fungi; Glomeromycota; Glomeromycetes; Entrophosporales; Entrophosporaceae. The record is from the annotation of a GenBank genome assembly.
AUGAGUUCUCCUCGUGAACAACUUUUAUUCACUUUGUCUGAAGCUGCCUCACAAGAACCAGAACGUAUAAAAGGUGCUGAAACGCAACUUAAACAGUGGGAAGUUGCACCAGAGUUUUAUUCUACUUUAUUGGAUAUAAUUUACGAUAAAUCGAUUCAUUUAAACGUUCGAUUUUUGGGAGUUAUCUUUUUUAAGAAUGGCGUGGAUCGGUAUUGGCGUAAAACUGCAAAAAAUACAAUAAACCCCCAAGAAAAAGCUAAAAUAAGAACAACUCAAAAUGCCGUUUUGGUCUCAAAAAUUGCAAGAUUCGAUUUUCCAAAUGAAUGGCCAGAUUUACUUCGAAAUUUAUUAUCCAUCAUUCAUUCAACUAUUAAUUCCACGGGUGAUUCUCAACAGAUAUUGAUCCAAAAAAGAGCAUUGUUAACUUUACAUUUAGUAGUUAAAGCAUUAUGUUCAAAAACUUUUGGUCCUGAUCGAAAAAUGAUGGAACAGAUUGCACCAGAAUUACUUCGUAAUGUGGCCAAUAUAUACGUAGAGCAUGUAAAUCGAUUUUUCAAUAUUGUUUCUUCUUCAAAUAAUAUCCUUGGCAAUAACAAGGAUUUAGAAACUUCGCUUUCUGCUUUGAAAUGCAUAAGGCGAUUGAUUGUACAUGGCUUUCAUGAUAUAAGUAAAGCGGACGAAGUAAAGUCGUCUUUUCCAUUAUUAUUAGAACAUUUACAAAAAUUUUAUACAUUAAGAAACAACUUACAGGAUGAACCAUCACAAAUAUUUGAACUUGUAAAAUCUCAUAUUAAUCUAAUUGGAAAAUUUUUUAUCGAUCUUCAAAAAUCUCAUCCAAUUUCCUUUGCGUUAAUACCCGAAUCUUUUGAUAUUGUGUUAUAUUAUUGGCAAUUAUUAGUUUUUCAUGCAAAAUCAUAUGAAUCAGAUAUUUUAUCCAGAUCACCAGGUUUAGAGAAAAUAUUGGUUCAAGGUUUAUUACUUUUGAAAGGCAUAAUAAGAAAAUCAUCUUAUAAUCAGGACCUAAGAGAAUCAAAAGAUUCUAGGAUAUCUGAAGCCAUUCAAUCUGUUGAGAAACAUUUAUUAACUCCACCAUUUGUAGAAUCAUGUUGUGAAUUGUUAGUAUCCAAUUUAAUUGUUUUGAGAAAAGGGGAUUUAACUAUGUGGGAAGAUGAUCCGGAAGGUUGGGUUAAUUUUGACGAAAAUGAUCAUUGGGAAUAUCAAUUAAGAGUAGAAAGAGUUUUUAUGGAUCUUUUAUCACAAUAUCGUGACCCAUUAUCAACAAGAAUUUUAAGUAUGCUUGAAACUGUUGCAUCUAUCCAUAUGAAUGAUUUGUUAUUUAAAGACGCAGUGUACUGUGCAAUUGGGCUUGGUGCACACGAAUUGUAUGAUGUGCUUGAUUUUGAUUCAUGGCUUGUAAAUAAUUUGUUAAUUGAAGCAGCAAAUGACGUUCCUAGUUUUAAAAUAAUUCGUCGUCGUAUAGCGUGGUUGAUUGGGCGAUGGGUAUGUGUUAAAUUAUCUAAAGAAAAUCGACCAAAAGUAUAUGAUGUGAUGACGUAUUUAAUGAGACCUGAAGAAGAUUUAGUUGUUAGAAUGACUGCAGCUAUUAAUUUAAAAGAAUAUAUCCUUACUUUUGAAAUUGCUCCAUUUGCCGAAAAGAUUACCAAUUUACUUCCACCAAUGUGGCAAGCUGCUCAUAAUGAACAUUUGUUCAAACCUGCUAUUCUUGUAAUUUUGACAAAACUAGUUGAAGCUUUAUCAGACCAAUCUUCCAAGCUUCAUGAAUUUAUAAUUCCGAUAAUUCAAUACAGUGUCGACCCUAAUACUGAAGAACAUGUUUAUCUUUUAGAAGAUGCAUUAGAUCUUUGGUUGGCAACAUUACAAAAUGUCACAGAGUGCACACAAUCUUUGUUUAGUCUUGUUCCAUUAACAAUCACAUUAUUGGAAUUUGGAUCUGAAACAUUAAAGAAAGUUCUUAGAAUAAUUGAAAGUUAUAUUGUUUUAGUACCUGAUUUAUCAAUUCAGACAUAUGCACAUCCAAUAUUAGAUGCUUUUGCUAGGAUGUUGGGCGAUUUAAAACCUGAGGCCUGUCGCUCUAUUAUUCAUGUAUUAGAUACAAUCUUACAAUGUUGUUCAAUACAGGUUUUAGGUGAAUCAAUAAUUGGUUCGGGUCUAUUAUGGAAAUUAUUAAAUACUAUGCUUUCUGGAAACGAAGAGUAUCCUUAUGUUAUGGUCAGUUAUAUUUCAAUCCUUGCAAGAAUGGUGAUUAAUAACCUUGAAACAUUUUUUCAAUUUAUCAAUGUAGCUGCACAACAAUAUAAUUUAAUUCAAUCAGAUAUAUUAAGUAAAUUAUUAGAAAUUUGGUUGGAUAAGUUUGAUAAUAUUGGGCAUCCAAAACAAAGAAAGUUGAAUGCAAUGGCAUUUGCUGCAUUAAUUGCAACGGAUAACCCAGCGAUAUUAAAAUGUUUACAACAAUUUAUUGGUGUGUGGUGUGAUGUACUAAGUGAAGUUAAAGAGUCUGGCGGUGGAGAUGCAUUGGUCUAUUGGCAAGAAGACUCAGGUGAAGAUGAAGAAUUUACUUUACCUGAAGCAAAAAGGAAAAGAAUAUUAUUACAAAAUGAUCCAAUACAUACAACAAAUCUUAUACAAUUUAUACAUUUGAAAUUAAAGGAAUGUGAAACUAUUAAUGGUGGAGCAGAAAUGUUUAGAAUAAAUUAUCUAAGUAAAGUAGAUGAUGCAUUAUUGGAUCAAUUAAAUAGUUUAAUGAAUUAUUAA